AUGGGAAGUCGUCCGUUUUCCUUCAUUUUCUUGCUCUUUCUCGCAAUAACCAUUAACGCGGAGACUAGUGAGAAAGUUAACGAGAAAAAACAACCGAUUAAAACAAUUGUUGUUCUUAUUUUAGAGAAUCGAUCCUUCGACCACAUUCUAGGUUGGAUGAAAAGAUCCGUUAAUCCUUCCAUUAACGGAGUCACGGGUCGAGAAUGCAACCCUGUUUCCACCAAAUCCAAGUCGUCCAAGUCAAUCUGCGUCACGGACAAUGCAGAGUAUGUGGAUCCGGAUCCGGGUCAUUCAUUUGAAGCGGUUAAGCAACAAGUAUUUGGAUCUAAGUCUAGAUCCACCCCUUCCAUGUCGGGCUUUAUCGAACAAGCAAUUUCCAUGUCACAAAACAUCUCAAACUCCGUCAUGAAAGGAUUCAAGCCCGAAUCCGUACCCGUAUUCGCCGAAUUGGUACGACAAUUCGCCGUAUUUGAUCGUUGGUUUUCAUCUAUACCGGGUCCUACCCAACCCAACAGACUAUUCGCAUAUUCAGCAUCUUCAUUCGGAUCCACCACCCACGACGUGAAACAACUCUCCCUAGGUUACCCACAAAAGACAAUUUUCGAUUCAAUGUACGAAAACGGAAAGGAUUUCGGCAUCUAUUACGAAAACGUUCCCGCCACCUUAUUCUAUAAAAACCUUAGAAGUUUAAAAUACGCCUUAAAGUUUCAUCUUUACAGACUUAAGUUCAAAAAAGAUGCCGCCAAUGGGAAGCUCCCAAGCUUGACAGUGAUCGAGCCGAGAUACUUCGAUCUAGUAGGACUUCCGGCGAACGACGAUCAUCCUUCACAUGACGUGGCAAACGGUCAGAAGCUAGUGAAAGAGGUUUAUGAGACAUUAAGGUCGAGUCCACAAUGGAAUGAGACACUUUUCGUAAUCACUUAUGAUGAACAUGGUGGGUUUUUCGAUCAUGUCCAAACACCCUUCAAAAAUGUUCCAAACCCAGAUGGUAAAACAAGCCCAGCUCCUGAUUCAUUCAAAUUCGAUCGACUAGGUGUUCGUGUACCCACGAUUAUGGUAUCUCCAUGGAUUAAAAAAGGCAUAGUUGUAAGUAAGGCUCAAGGACCAACAAGUAGCUCAGAGUAUGAACAUUCAUCAAUCCCAGCUACCAUAAAGAAAAUAUUCAACCUUUCUUCAGAUUUCUUAAAUCGGCGUGAUGCUUGGGCAGGGACAUUUGAACAUGUAAUUGGAGAACUGAACUCUCCUAGGACUGAUUGCCCAGAGAGGCUCCCGGAGCCUCCAGCAUUAAGAAAAAGUGAGCCUGAUGAAGACAGGGAAGUUUCAGAAUUUCAAGCAGAGUUAAUUGAUGUGGCGAGCUUCAUUAGAGACGAUAAUGACGAUUUGGGAAAGAAGAAUAAGAAGAUGACAGUAAGAGAGGGAGAGAAAUAUGUAAGAGAUGCGAUGUCGAGCUUCAUAAGAGCUAGCAAAGAGGCUUUGAGGAAGUUGGGUAGUACUAAUACCUGUUCUUCCCAAACAUAA
This is a messenger RNA of Impatiens glandulifera, 1518 nucleotides long. RefSeq names its product non-specific phospholipase C6-like. The record is from RefSeq and is a predicted model, not a curated record. Bases 1 to 1518 code for a protein of 505 amino acids. Lineage: Eukaryota; Viridiplantae; Streptophyta; Magnoliopsida; Ericales; Balsaminaceae. The transcript is spliced from 3 exons. Gene Ontology annotation, biological process: phospholipid catabolic process. Gene Ontology annotation, molecular function: hydrolase activity, acting on ester bonds.